Messenger RNA from Silurus meridionalis, 4494 nucleotides. It is a transcript of the gene trim37, whose product is annotated as tripartite motif containing 37. Gene Ontology annotation, cellular component: aggresome; peroxisome. Gene Ontology annotation, molecular function: zinc ion binding; ubiquitin protein ligase binding; ubiquitin protein ligase activity. The transcript is spliced from 26 exons. The coding region runs from base 681 to 3569 and encodes 962 amino acids. Lineage: Eukaryota; Metazoa; Chordata; Actinopteri; Siluriformes; Siluridae. Gene Ontology annotation, biological process: protein autoubiquitination; negative regulation of centriole replication. The record is from RefSeq and is a predicted model, not a curated record.
CAUGCAUUGACAGCGCGAGUCGCAUUUGGACGCUAUAUAUGCAUUUUUUUGGACGCUUAGCUUAGCAUAGCAUAGCAUGUAUUAGCUGCAGAGAGGACCGCGGUCUUCCUGUGUGGUGUUUCAGUCGGUAUCAUUUUAUUUAGAUAUUCGGAGCGAGUUAAAUGUUGGGGUGACGUGUGUUAGGUGACUGGUUAAGAGAAGGCUCCUUCAAGGUCCCGCCUCUCCCUGAACAGGAUUGGCUGACGGCAGUGAUCAAUUCCUGUAACGAUUGGCUGAUCGUAAUAACGUCAUUCGCGAGCUGCGCGCUGAUUGGACUGAAUCCCUGUACUGGAGGUUUUGUUGGAAAACGAGGUGGGAAGAAAAAUAACGCCAGAAUGGAAUAAACCCAAGUCAUGAUCAGGAUCUCUCACCUCCAAACCUGAACAUCUGCUGAACAUCCUGACCUGAAGGUCUCGACCAUAUACUACUACAUACUGAUUAUCACUUUCAUCAGAUAUACAGCUCUAGUGUUUGGAUAUUAUACCAUUAUAAGAGUGUUUUUCCUCCAGUGAUUGAUUUUGAACACACACACACACACACACACACACACACACACACACACACACACACACACACAGAGUCCUGGAUUGAAACACCCUGGUUGUGAUCUCUUCAGCCUGUAGGAGGAAACGCUGGCCGACAUGGACGAGCAGAGCGUCGAGAGUAUAGCGGAGGUGUUCCGCUGCUUCAUUUGUAUGGAGAAGCUGCGAGAUGCUCGUCUCUGCCCACACUGCUCCAAACUCUGCUGCUUCAGCUGCAUACGGCGUUGGCUGACAGAACAAAGGGCACAGUGUCCACACUGUCGAGCUCCGUUACAGCUGCGGGAGCUGGUGAAUUGCCGCUGGGCCGAGGAGGUCACACAGCAGCUGGACACACUGCAGCUCUGUAAUCUCUCCAAACAUGAAGAAAAUGAUAAAGACAAAUGUGAAAACCACCAUGAGAAGUUGAGUGUGUUUUGCUGGACCUGCAAGAAAUGCAUCUGUCAUCAGUGUGCACUGUGGGGAGGCAUGCACGGAGGACACACGUUCAAGCCCCUGGCUGAGAUUUACGAGCAGCAUGUGAACAAGGUGAACGAGGAGGUGGCCAAACUGCGACGUCGUCUCAUGGAGCUCAUCAGCCUCGUCCAGGAAGUGGAGAAGAAUGUGGAGGCGGUGCGAGGGGCGAAGGACGAGCGAGUGCGAGAGAUUAGGAACGCUGUAGAGAUGAUGAUCGCACGGCUGGACAAUCAGCUCAAGAACAAACUCAUCACACUCAUGGGUCAAAAGACGUCCCUCACACAGGAGACAGAGCUGCUCGAGUCUCUACUGCAGGAAGUGGAUCACCAGCUGCGCUCUUGCAGUAAGAGUGAGCUGAUCUUGAAGAGCCCAGAGAUCCUGCUCAUGUUCCAGCAGGUUCACAGGAAGCCCAUGCAGUCAUUCGUAACUACGCCUGUACCACCUGACUUCACCAGUGAGCUGGUUCCUGCUUAUGACUCGAGCACUUUCGUUCUGGCAAACUUCAGUACACUGAGACAGAGAGCAGACCCAGUGUAUAGCCCUCCACUCCAGGUGUCAGGAUUGUGCUGGAGGCUGAAGGUUUACCCUGAUGGUAACGGCGUUGUUCGUGGAAACUACCUUUCCGUUUUCCUGGAGCUGUCAGCUGGCCUGCCUGAGACCUCCAAGUAUGAGUACCGUGUAGAGAUGGUGCAUCAGGCUUCCAAUGACCCGACCAAGAACAUCAUCCGCGAGUUUGCAUCAGACUUCGAGGUGGGCGAGUGCUGGGGCUACAACCGCUUCUUCAGGUUGGAUCUUCUCGCUAGUGAGGGGUAUCUCAACAUGCAGACCGACACACUCAUCCUGAGGUAUCAGGUGAGAUCACCCACCUUCUUUCAGAAGUGCCGUGAUCAAUACUGGUACAUCAGCCAACUGGAGGCGGCGCAGUCCAGCUACAUCCAACAGAUCAACAACCUGAAGGAGAGGCUGGCCAUCGAACUUUUCCGGCGACAGAAUUCUCGGAGCUCGUCCCCACCCGAUCAUCGCAUGUGCCAGCCCACAUCCAGCACCAGUACCACUGCUUCGGGCCGAGACUCCCGCCCUGGGAAGAGCACUACGGUAGAGGACGGGUCACUGGUGAACGGGGACCAGACAAAGGAGGAGGAGGAAGAGGAAGAAGAAAAGACGCAGCAUGAUGACUCAAAUGAGCUGUCUGACGGUGACCUGGAGGUGGACUGUCUGACCGGAGAUGAGGACGUGAACCCUCUGGACGGCAGCAGCACAUCCGGCAGCUCCACGGCCACCAGCAACACGGAGGAGAACGACAUCGACGAGGAGAACAUGUCUGGAGAGAAUGAUGUGGAGUACAGUGGAAACAUGGACCUGGAGGAAGGAGAAAUUCCUGAUGAUGUUAUAGGAGCUACAGGAGGCUCCAGCGCAGGAAUCCGGGGUUCAAGGAGGAAUGCAGCAGGAGCCACGGCCAGUCUGCUGGAAAUAGACCCGGUUAUACUGAUCCAGCUACUGGACCUGAAAGAGAACAGCCAUGUGGAGUCUCUGUGGGGAAUCCAGCCCCGGCCACCUGCCUCGCUGAUCCCCAGCCAUGCGGCUCUGGUCUCGGCCCGUAAAGAGCGAGAGCGUCGUUCUCAGCCUGUGCGUCGUUCUGCCCCGGACUCGGCCGUCCUGACCCGACUCAAGGCACAGAUGGCAGAGGUUCGCAGCAAGAUGGCGGACGUAAAGGGGCAGCUGGAGGCUCGUGCCGGAGUCUCUGAUGCUCGAGUCGCUCCUCUUUGCUCGGUUCUGGAUCACAACGCAUCAACCGACCCGGAAACAGCAGCACGACGCAAACCACGAGAACUGGACCUGCUGUUUAAAGCUCCAGGGACGAGCAAACAUGGUCGCCACGGUAGCAAGAAAGCUGUCUCCCCCAAGCAGGAUGUGGGAGGCGCAGUGGGAGGAGUCUCCUUACGCCGAAAUGGUGAGGCUGGUGAGAAAGAGUUGAGAGGAGCAGCAGGAGAUGCGCUUGAACCUUCGCUGUGUCCUAGAGAGGGACCUUCCACUGCUGAAAUUUCAGUGAAAGCUCAAAGUGCACACACUUCGCCUCUUUCUCUCUCUGGUUUCUCUGAGAACCAGCCCAAACCCGACGAGUCUCUUUACGGAGCCGCAGGGAGCGAAACAUUCAACCUGCCUGCUCUGAACACGACGCCCCCUGCAGGCAGCAAACUGCGCAGGCCCACCGGCAGCACUGCUGCACUGCUGACUGAUGCAUCAUUAGAUUUUGAGCAUGACUGCUCUGGAGACAUCCACCAAUCACUGCUGAGUCUCACAGAGCCAACAUCUUCAUCCUCACACCCUGAAGAAGGCUUGUUGUGUCAGAAGCCGUCAGCACACCUGCUUCCGGGUAUGAGCAGUGACAGCGAGGUGGAGUGUGACACCGAGAACGAGAAUGAGGACGAGGUUGGAGUUCUGGAGGAUGGAGAGGUUCUUACACUGCCCUGCUCAGGAGAGCAACUGAUGCCUGAUGAUCUGAGCUUUGUGACUGGGGAGACCACUGAGAGGUGAUCAGCAGACUCAGACUACAUGGGAGAGUGUGUGUGUGUGUGUGUGUGUGUGUGUGUGUGUGUGUGUGUGUGUGUGUGUGUGUGUGUGUGUGUGUGUGUGUGUGUGUACAGUAUUUAGAAAUGGAAAGCUUGUAUACUACAGAGCUGUGCAUUCUGUUAUGUGACCAAGGGUGUACAUAUACAUAUAGAAAUAUAUAUAUAUAUAUGUGUGUGUGUGUGUGUGUGUGUGUGUGUGUGUGUGUGUGUGUAUGUUGUGGAUGGAGAUGUUCGGCUUGAGGAACAAAGUAUGAGGAAAUAAGUAUUUCAUUAAGGACUUUAUUACUGAUUGUGAACCACUGUAUGUUUUUUGCACAAGUGUGAGAGACGCUCUGUAAGGUGCUGGAUCUGUACACUCUCCACUUUCUACAUCUCAUCUCUACCUGUCAGGCUUUAGGCCACACCCCUUUGCACACCCCUUUUGCACGCGUGCGAUUCUGUCCUCGUGUCCACAUUCACAGGAAACUCAGUGAGUAAUUCAUUUCCUGUUUAAUAAACGUUUCAGACGUUUGAUUUCAGGCUGAACUGUUCCCGAGCGAGGAAACCUGCUGCUCUUCAUCUUUCUCCAAUCAUCUGCUCCUACUGCAACUUUGUGUUUGUGUGUUCCCCUCUUUGUCCUGCUUCAGCAGGGGGCGCUUCCCAGAGACACAGCAUGUUCAGCCCAGACUCCCUGUCAUCAUUCUACACCAUACUUGACCUUAAAUAACCUUCACCUGUGUCUCACCAGAGAUUCACCUUCAUCAGGGUGUAUCAUGUUCCUGACCAUCAGCAGUUUCUCACCUGUUCUGCAUCUCACUCUCACGUUCGUCUUGGCUUUUAUUUAGUGUCUAUACUGUGCAUUCUUUUUUUUUUUUCUCCAUGUCACAAUAAACAUGUUAUGUAAAUGGUUA